CAACUUGCGCCAUGAAACCGUACAAGUGAAGGACACAAUGGCUCCGGACAUGCCUCCGGUCCAGGAACCAUUCCCCAUCGCGUAUGUAGCGGGUCGCUACCUGCUAUUCGACCCACCGACUGUCGCACAUGCGCGCCGCACGCACAACGUCAUCGGCGUGCUCGUGGGCACGAUACCCAACCUCAGCCAGCAGAAUGUCUUCCUCGGCAUCCCGCUUGAGCUUCAGCCUGAAGAGGCGCGUGUCCUAGUUGAGCAAGGCCACGCAUAUAUCGUCGAUGAUGCGGCGGUGCAUCGCGAGGGCUUCCUAGAGAUGACCCGAGAGGACAGACUGGCGUAUCUUCGAGACUUAGACGAGCAAGGUGCUGAAAUGAGCCGAGAGGUCGUCCGUCGCGCGAACGAGAGAAGCGAGCAGGUGUUGCGGGAGAAAGGCCUGCGUCCGAGCAAGAAGGGUCGUGAUUCGACGCCGAAGGACGUGGGAUCAUCGCUGUUCGACGGGGAUGAGUCACCCGUGCCCGCUGUGAAGGUUCCCGAGAAGAAGUUGGAAACCACUUACAUCACGCCAACCACGUCGUACCCGCCCCUGUCCAAGCCCCUGCCUUCACAUGCUCUAGGGCUUCCGGAGGUACCGAAGAGCUUCCCAUUGUUUCGGUACCUGCAUACCAAAGGCUACUUCAUGAUGCCCGGUUUGCGCUUCGGCUGCCACUACUCCGUCUACCCCGGAGAUCCAUUACGCUUCCACAGUCACUUUCUCGCAACUGGCUUGGGUUGGGACGAGGAGUUUGACCUGCUCGACAUCGUCGGCGGUGGCAGAUUGGGUACAGGUGUGAAGAAGGCAUACCUCAUUGGAGGCGAGGAACCGGGUGGUAAAAAG
Molecule: messenger RNA, 871 nt
Organism: Paraphaeosphaeria sporulosa
Lineage: Eukaryota; Fungi; Ascomycota; Dothideomycetes; Pleosporales; Didymosphaeriaceae
Product: SEN34 subunit of tRNA-splicing endonuclease
Exons: 2
Biological process (GO): tRNA splicing, via endonucleolytic cleavage and ligation; tRNA-type intron splice site recognition and cleavage
Cellular component (GO): tRNA-intron endonuclease complex
Molecular function (GO): tRNA-intron lyase activity; nucleic acid binding
Source: RefSeq, a predicted model, not a curated record